Molecule: messenger RNA, 6505 nt
Organism: Elgaria multicarinata webbii
Lineage: Eukaryota; Metazoa; Chordata; Lepidosauria; Squamata; Anguidae
Gene: ATF6
Product: activating transcription factor 6
Exons: 16
Coding region: 16-1974 (652 amino acids)
Biological process (GO): endoplasmic reticulum unfolded protein response; regulation of transcription by RNA polymerase II
Cellular component (GO): nucleus
Molecular function (GO): RNA polymerase II cis-regulatory region sequence-specific DNA binding; DNA-binding transcription factor activity, RNA polymerase II-specific
Source: RefSeq, a predicted model, not a curated record
GGGAGACGAAGCGAAAUGGCAGCGGCGGCGACCGGGUGGAGUCCGGGGGAGCCCGGCCUCGAGUGGGAUUCUCUUCUCUUCAGUGAAAUUGGUGAUCUGAUAGAAGAUGGACUUCAGCUAGAUGUAGAGAAUGACACUUAUGAAAACAACCUUUGUGACCUUGACUUCGAUUUAGAGCUGAUGUCUUGGGAUGCAGAUACGUUAGAUGUUUCAAAGGAGGAGAUCCCAGCAGGUGCCGAUUGGAAAGCACAGCCCCUGUCGCCAGCCACUUCAACAGAUUCAGUUCCUUCUCCUUUGUCUGUGGAUUCCCCAGUACAACACGUACCUGAAGGCGUAGAGUUGGGCUCCAGUUCUCAUCCAUCUCCUGUUUCUUUGUAUGGCAAGAGCUCUCGAAGUCCCUCCUUAGCUGUAGAACGAAAGGAGAAGAAACCCCCACCCAAAACCAUACAUCACUCUGCGCAUGGAUCUUCAGUGGCUCCUAAUCGAUGCAACCCACUAGCCUCCAAACCUUUGAUUCAGCCUAAGCUUCUGCUACCUGCCUUUCGGGAGACUCAGGCCAGGCUCAGUGUUCAGGCCAAAGCCAUUGUCAUUCCAGCUCUUCCAACAAUCCUGACACUGCCAAAGCAGCCACCCGUUGUCGCUAUCCAGCCAGCACCUCCUAAAGGUCGGCCAGUGAUACUUUCUCAGUCGGCUGUGGUGCAUCUUCAAACACCAGGACUCCUUUCCACUGCCAACCCAGCCAUUGCUGUCACUGGUGGAGUCACACCCCUACCAGGUCACACCGUUAGUGUUUUGUCGCAAACUGCAGGGAAGAGUUUGGCCAAUGGAAACCUACCAGAAACUAAGCCUGUUCUUCAUGCCACAUCUCCAAAUACCAGCAUGGAUAUGAGUGUUCUGAAACGGCAGCAACGCAUGAUAAAAAACCGAGAGUCAGCCUGUCAGUCGCGCAGGAAGAAGAAGGAAUACAUGCUGAGCUUGGAGGGUAGGCUGAAGGCAGCCCUGUUGGAGAAUGAUCACCUCAAGAGAGAGAAUGGCUCACUGAAGAGGCAGCUGGAUGAGCUGGCAGUGCAGAACCAGAGUCUCAAAGGUUCCCCUCCAAAGAGAAGAGCGCUUUGCGUGAUGGUGCUGCUAGGCUUUGUUAUGCUGAGUUACGACAGACUAAGUGUGUUUGAAUGGGGCUCCCGCUCUACUGAAUUUCCUCCCAGCCCUGCCCACCAGAGCAGGCAUCUUCUGGAAUUCUCUGCUGGCGCUCCUCAGGAAACAGAUGGCAAGCAUAAUGAUGGGUUGACGCAUUCUGUUUCGGAUAACAAAGCACUGAUGGUUGUUACCGAGGAGCCAAUCAUAUACAUUUCUCCCCCACCUUGCCAGCCAUUGAUCAACCGGACAGAGUCACUCAGGUUGAGUCAUGAGCUGCGAGGAUGGGUUCAUAGACAUGAAGCUGAAAGGACAAGAUCAAGGAGGAUGUCAAACAAUCACCAGCCAAAAGCUCAGGUGGUCCAGAACCCUUCAGGACAAAAGGCAAAUUCUGAGCUGAUGGCCCUUCCCUACACAGAUAACAGUGUUGGCAGGAACUCAGGGAGUGAACUACAAGUUUAUUAUGCUUCACCACAGAAUUACCAAGAUUUCUUCGAAGCACUUCACAGAAGGGGAGAUACAUUCUACGUGGUGUCAUUUCGUAGGGAUCACCUGUUGUUGCCUGCUACCACCCAUAAUAAGACCAGGCGGCCGAAGAUGUCCAUAGUGUUGCCAGCAAUAAACAUCAGUGAGAAAAUAAUUAAUGGCCAAGACUACGAAGUCAUGAUGCAGAUAGACUGUGAAGUGAUGGACACCAGGAUUUUGCACAUCAAAAGCUCCUCCAUCCCUCCCUACCUUCGAGAACAGCAGAGGAACCAAACAACAUCCUUCUACAGCUCUCCUCCCACUGUCCCGGAGGCAGCUCCUGCUGUGAGAGCCAUCACUGAGUCACCCCAGUAGGCUCCUGAAGUCCAACUUGAUACCCAGAAGGACGGUUUGCCCUUGCCCUUUUGGGUUUGCCAAGGGAGCAUCCAGCCUUGGACAAGCACCUACCACAGUCAGCUGGAGGAUACUCGAUCUUCCAGUAAUGAAAGAGGAGGACUUUCUGCCCUCAGUCCUAGCCACAAGAGCACUCCUCCCCCAGUCCAUCGAAAGGGCUGGACACCAUUUUUAUUGUUUCGUUACUAACUUCUGUUCCACUCUCAUAUGCAGAGUGCUCCAAAUCAGGCUUUUGUGGUGUGUUCAUAGCUGAUUCCAAAUUAAGAUCUUUUAAAGCACUCUUUUAAGACCUUACAGCCUUGGACCCCACCCACUUUGUGUUUGCUCCAUUAUUUCAUUCAACCUCCAGACAACUGGUAUAUCAUAAAUAGGCCUUGCAGGGCAAUCACUUUAUUGUGCAAUAAUUGCCCAGCUCUUGAGCAUUUGCUGCCUUGGAGAUAGAUGUUUUGGUGAUGCCAUCUUUUAUCCAUCAUUCAGAUGUGUAAUACAUUGCUGCUGUGAAAACGCGAUUCUUUCCCUAGCUGGUGGGUGCUGCAGAUGUUUGGAGUGCUGUCUGGAAUGUGGUUGGACACAUUUCCUGGCCUGAGGAGGCCUCUCUUCACUCUUAACACCAGCCGGCAAAUUGGGAGCUGGCUAGUCUCGAGGCAUUUAGGAGGAGCCCCUUUUCAGUUAAACACACACUUGCAAAGAAACACAACGCCCAGCAGCCAAUGUUCAGGCUAAACUUAUGUUCAGGCUUACUUAACAAGUGCAGCUGGUCCUGAGGCUAAUCUAUUUCAGGUCUCCUGUGAGUCCUCUCUUUGCAUGCCAAGUGCUCCUUCUCUCAUCCAUUUAGUCUUUUAUAAGCUGGUGGUUAUUACCUGUGUACUGACUUUGCAUUUGAAUUGGGAGAUGCAGGAGAAUCCUGCAAAUGCUAAGUAAUAGGAGUGCUAUUUGAACUGAUCAUCUGGAUAAGCUCAUAGAACAGUCCAUGCAGUGGCCAAGGAUUUGCAAAAGGGAUCCAAAGUAAAGGUGUUCUGGGGAGCAAUUGUAGCUUCUACCCUCUUGGGGGAUGGUUAAGCAAAUGCCCAUUCACCACGCAGAAGGGGCUACCAAAGCCAGAGUCAGUAAAAUGUUCGGAGUGCCAGGCCAAUGAGAGCAGGUUCUCUACCUUUCCCUCCCCCCUCCUACUCCAUUGGAGUACUUGGGCAUACUGAGUACCCAUACUGGGCAUAUAGAAUGCCCAUUUUGGGGUGUGCUUUGAAAUCGUUGGUUGGGAGAAGGGGGAAUGUGUUGCUUGUUGUAGAGCAAGAGUUGGCAAUACACUGCCCCUGCUGCCCCAGUGCACCCCUACAGCCCACCACUGCCUCGCCCCCAUUUAAAAAAAUAAAUAAAUUUGCCAACAAAAUGGUACUCUUGAGGAAGCUACAAAGCUCUAAAAAGGUCCAAUAUACCUGGCAGACAAGCUAAAUGUAGCCCUUUUAGCACUACUAAUUUGGUGGCAAACCCGCUAUUGUUUUUGAAAAAAAACCAACCUCCCCAGUGUAGCCCGUUGGAGGGAGGGGGCAAAAAUGCCCCCCAGAGCUCCAGCAGUUGCCCACCCUUGUUGGAAAGGAUAUGGCUUGCAGUAAGAAAUGAUAAAUGGAAAAGGGGCCUUCUCCCUGGAGAAAAGUAGUUCCUGGUCAGGUGCAGCAAGAAUAAGUCACAAGCAAAGCUGCCCAGGCCUCUUCGUGUUGAAGUUUGGUCCACCUUGCUGUGUGCCUUUAAAAUGUAGUCUCCAGUCCAGACCUUACAGCCUUGGACUCCAGAUCAGACCAUCAUACCUACCACGUGGAUGCAAAGAGCCUGUUUGUGCAUUGCACUCUCUCGUUCAUUUCUGCAAAUAGCACUGGCACGAGUGGCAUGUCAAAUAAGCAUAGAAAAGAAGUAGCAGUGGAAGCCUCCAUGAGCAGGGUGUGCUGGAACAGAGAAAUCCCUGCUUCUAGAAGCUGUUACCAUCACUUCUGUAGCUAUGAGUUGACUCACGGGUGCAUGUAGACUCCUUGAUGGCUGGCAGCAGAAUGUAUGGACCAAUUCCAUUGAAUUUGAGGGGAAUGAAAGUUCUAGCCGUUGGGAGUGUAAGUGCUGAUGGCAUCCAAAUAGAUGCAUCACUUGGACGUUGCAGUCAUCAGGUUAAGUACAAUCAUUAAACUUAUCUUAGAUUGCACCGCUCAUAGGACUACGCCACUCCCAGGCUCAAUUAUGUAUACAAAUGAGCUGUGGCAUAUAUACCUAAGGUGAAGUAUUCAGAAUUAAAGUGAAGUAUUUGUUUAUUAUGUAUUAAUAUAACAAACAAAUCAUUUACUUCAAUUAUAAAACAUAGUAAAAUUAUUAACCAUUAUAAUGAUUUUAAAAAAUGGUGACAGCAAAAUCACUGAACAGCAUAAAACCUAAAAAUCCAAACAGUACAGAAAUCGGAACGAGCAGCAGUUAAGGGCCUUAUUUAAACAAGUUUCUAACUGCUGCCUACAACCCAACGAUGAAGGUGUCCCAGGGUUGCUCCAAAGGAGAGGUGCUGCUGCGCAAAGGCCCUCUCCCUGAUGGCCACCUGUCUCACCUCACUUGGCAGGGACAGCCAGAGGGUAUGUUUCUUCUUUCCCUGAUGAACUUCAUCUUCUUCCCCUUCCUAAGCUGCUUUGCCUGUUGAAUUGUAUGUUGUCUUUAUUAGGUACCAUGUAAAGUGCCAUGCACAUGGAUGGUACCACAUUGAUGAUGAUGAUGAUGUCUGAGCCAGCUCAGUUGUCCAUAAUGCAUGGAGAGCGCUCUGUGCAGGGUCUCACCACACAGGAGGUUGAAAUUCGCUAUUACAAAAUUAACUUCUGUAAUGACCUUCAGCAUAGAUGGUGCUGAUCUGAGAUAAAGAGCUUUCAGUCUCCUAGGAAAGAAAGAUUCUACAGCUAUUUUUCUUGCAGAGGAAACUUGCUCUGGCUCUUAGCAGGAGUUGAGUAAUGUUUCAUAAACAUUCUUUUAUUAAGGAAGGCGUUGUUCACUUGGAUGCUGAGGUUCCUUUGUGCCACAAUGAGGGGAGAGUGUUAUCCCAUCAUUAGCUGGUCCCUGUAGGCAGCUAUAUUAUGCGCAAUUUGAUAUUGGUGGAAAUAAACACAGAAACAUUUUUGGAAGAGUGGUGGUGUAUGGGGUGGGGGGCAUUUGCAAACUGUUUUUAAAAAGGUCACUCUCGUUCUCAGAUUUAUUUGGUCCAGGAGCACAGUAAAUUGCAACUCACCAAGGAUUUCUGAUGCAGCUAAACAUUUUCUAUACCCGGUGAAUUACGUGGUGUGGCUUGAGAGUGCGUUUGCGGACAUGCUGAGUUUUUGCCCCACUAAGCAAAUCAUCAACCAAAUCAGGCAGCGGCUGUAUUGACUAUCAAGCCGGCAACCCCCAAUCUUGUUUUUACAAAGUCCUCAUUUUUCAUUCACCCAAGAUACUGGUCCAAGAGUGGUAGACGUGUCCUAACCGUACGUAAUACUGGGCUCCUUAUGGAUACCUACUGUGCCCUGUUGGCCAUCAGUCACCUUGAGGGAAGAACUAGUGCUUGGAAUGCACAUUGAAUUAUUGUUUGGGGAGACAAAUAUUCAAGACAUUACGUGUAGUUUGGUUUACUAAAAUUCUUCCCUGGUGUAUCAGGGAUCUUGUCCUUAUGCAAAAAGCCCCCCUCUUUCCUGUUCUUGAAGGCCUUUCUUCUUGCCAACAGCGAAAGUUAUUUUGUCCAGCUGUGCUCCUGCCAGCCUUAGCACUUCUUCAGUUGUGGGUGGACUGUGUCCACAGCUAGCCAUCUGCCUUUGGAUUAGCAGAUGUCCAGGGUUGCUUUUUCCUUGCUGUGCUGGAAACACGACUCACACAGCACUUUAUUGAAAACCAACACAAAACCUCCUGAUCGUAACGAACUAAAUGGACAGCAGUUUUUGAGAAGCUGAUCUUACCAACUCUAUAGAGUACAAUUUGUGUAAGGUUUUUUUUUUUUUUUUUUUUGGUUUCUUGGAUGUUUCCUCAGCAGCCAAGAGAGUGUAUUAACAUCCCCCAAACAAGAUUAAAGUGGCAUCUUGCAUAUUUGGAUUGGACCCAGACUUAGUUGUACUUGAGUAGACCCACUGAAAUCAAUGAGGCACAUUAGUCAUGACUAAAGUCCCAUUGAUUUCAGUGGGUCUACUCACUGCAUGAUUAAAUCUUCAUCCAACCCACUGUCUUUUUAUAACACGAUGAAUUAUUUCCUUGAUGUUCCAGGAUUGUAUUUAUUUAUUUUUGUAAAGUCUGAACAAGAAAAUAUUUUCUGCUGUCCGUAUGCACUGUUUUUUUGGGUUGGAAUGCACUGUUUUUGGGUGGUAGGGUGUACAUGUAUUGUAUCUUGGAUGAUAUGUCUGCUUUGAAUAUAGACUGGGACUGAAGACAUCCUAAAGCCAGGAUGUCAAAAUCAGGGACUACUUCUGUGUUUGUCCUUUUUCUUUUAAGGAAUAAAUUUUAAACUUUAAAUGUAGAA